AUGCGACCCUCGAUCUCGCCCUGGCUCCUGGCCGGCCUCGUUCCGCUGGCCGCCGCGGGACCCCUCAAGGCACCCUCGAACGGCCAGGCCGGCCUCGAGCUGCCCCGUCGAAGCGUCACAGACAACCCCUGCGACUACAUCACCGACAAGUGUGUCACGCGUGUCGUCAACGGACAGACCCCAGUCCAGUCGCUGUGGGCCACGCGCAGCUGCGUGACCGCGGCCACCUGCAAUGGAGUCACCCCCUUCCUCCAGAAGAUUGGCGACCAGGGCAAGUCGGUCGACCCGGCCUCCGAAGACAGCCUGGCCGACACCAUCUGGGCAAAGAUGCUUCCCGCCGCGGGCGGUAGCGGCAUGACCUUUGACUCGUUCGAGCUCUGGUUUAUCGGGUCGCUCCAGUUCUACGGCCAGUACGGCUUCGGCAUCCGCGACGCCGAUGCGCUCGUCUGGUGGCAGCCCAUCGCCCAGUGGACUGGCUUCUGCACCGGUGACCAGUGCCGCGACGGCGUCAUCCCCUACCGCAACUUCAACGACUGGCUCCACUACGCGGGCAAGGCACCGACUCCCGAGCCGGAGCCCGAAAAGUGCAACCAGCUGUACACCGACUACUCGGGCUCCCACAUCGGAGCCCAGAAGCCGCUCAACCAGGAGACGUGCCCGCUGUCUGACGGUUCAGGCUGCCCGACGGCAACGUCGCUCACCAGGCGCGGCGACGGAUACGAGGCCGACGCCAAGCGCGACCAGCGCGACGACGACGAGGUGUCGGAGAGCGACCUGGCGAUGCAGGACUGGGUCGACCGCAACCUCCUGACGUCCGGCUACCACUUUGGCGGCGCCGAGGGCGAUGCCGUCCGGGUGUUUUUCAACAGGACGCAAUGGGACAUCGAGCGCGGCCGGCCGCACAACUUCAGCCUGCUCGCCGAACACGAGCGGAUGCUGCAUCCGAAGGCGAGUGACGUCGUGGUCAACAUCGACCUCGGCGCCAAUAACACCCUGGCCGCCAGGGGCCUCGAGAGGCACGAAAAGAGGCUUUCGGUCCACAUCGACUUCGACUGCAGCGUCAUCCCCGAGGUCUGCGAGAACAUGUGCUAUGGCCUCUACUGCAAGGGCCACUCGCUGGCGCAGCGGUACCGCAAGAACGGCACGGGCUGCAAUGACCUGCGAAAGCGCAACCGGUGCAAGCUCGAGGACCCCAACUACUGCUCGAGCCGCUAUCCCGCCGAGUUCACCGUGUGGCCCACGGAUCGCUCCAACCCGGGCGGAUACUCUUGCGACGAGUUCCCCUUUGCCUCGACGCAGGCGGCUUACGACAACAACGACUCGAGCAGAAUCGCCACGCGCUGCGUGCCGGCCAGCCAGAACAGCAGCCAAGGCAAGACGCUGCAAGCGGGACUGCAGACGGCCAACUCGAUCAACAACGGGUACUACACCAUCGGCUUCAUCAACAACAAGGCGUCCAACUCGUUCUGCUCGAUGUACGCCUUUGGCAACGCCCCGCCGAGCGGCGCGUGCAACGAUCCGGCCGGCCAGGGCAAGUGGGGCGACGAGUUCGGAUGGCGAUCGCAGUUUUGA
Messenger RNA from Pseudozyma flocculosa PF-1, 1572 nucleotides. RefSeq lists its product as uncharacterized. The record is from RefSeq and is a predicted model, not a curated record. The transcript is spliced from 10 exons. The coding region runs from base 1 to 1572 and encodes 523 amino acids. Lineage: Eukaryota; Fungi; Basidiomycota; Ustilaginomycetes; Ustilaginales; Ustilaginaceae.